AUGGAGAACAUAAAUUUAAAAGAACAACCACCAGAGAAGGAGAGAGCAGGUGAGCUUAGCUCACCUGCAGUUGUUGUGGCAGAGAGCCCCAGUGGCUCUGGUGCCCGUGGGGAGGCGCUGGUCUCGUCCGGCAAGUCCCACACACGGGCCCCAAGUCGGAAGGGGUCGGACUCGGAGUCCGACUCGUCAUCUGUGUCUGGCGUGAGCGUGAUUUCAAUGCGCCAGACAAGAUCGACGUUCAAGCGUCCCAGGACGGAGGAGGUUCGAGGACUGUCCUCGUCCUCAAAUACGCAGGAGGCCCCGGCGCCUCCUAAAAUCCCCACGACUGCGCGGGGUAGAGGCAGGGGAAAGGCCAAGAGGCUGUCAGCCACUGCGCGGUCCAAGCCGGCUAAGCGUCUGGCCGCGGAGGAUACCCCAAGAAGUGGCGCCCUCUCAGACUCCUCUAUAAAGGAGGUCUCAGACGCCGACGGUAUGGAAGGCGAGCGCGGCACUGGGACGCUGCGCCAAACCGUCAGAGAAGCACUCCGCCAGGUAGCUGGGAAGAAAUCCCAGUCUACCAAAGCCGCUCAGAUAAAAUCGAUGGAGGCGGAAAUAAUGGCGGCGGUGUUUGAUGUGUGCAAAGUCCCCUCAGCGGGAAAAGUGCACCAGGAGCUGGCCGAAAUGCGGCAAGAGCUGGCGCGCUUAUCCGCCUCCAACGUGGCUCUGGAGACCGAGCUCCGGUCCACCAAGGCUGAGCUAGCCGCUUGCCGAGGAAGCCAUCCUCAACCCUCGGCGGAGCCCGAUAUGCUCGGUCUGAUGCGCAGGGAGAUGGCUGCUUUCCAGCAGCGUUUUAAUGUGCUGGAGGGCAGACUCCUUCGUCCCUCCCUAGCGGCCUCGAGCUUAGCGACCUCGAGGUCAUACGCGGCUGUUGCGGCCAGGUCCUCGACCUCCUCUGGUCAGACUGGCUGCGGUGCUCAAACGGUGGCGAGGCCACGAGCGGCUCCUCCAACGAGGACCCCAGCACCCCCAGCGGUGCAGGCACAAGCUACACCGGCGGCGAACGCGUCUUCAGGACGCAAAAAAAGGAGAAAGGGUGCUGCGGUUCAGCAGGCUGAAGCCCUAGCCACAGGUGCGCCUACCCCGACAGCAAGGGGCCCAGACGGCAGUGAGUGGCAGGUCGUCGGCGAGGCGAGGAGAGUCGCCAAAGAAGCAAGAAAGCGCCGCAAGAAAGCGCAGCGGCAGCGGCGGCAGCAGGAGCGCAAAGAAAAGCGCGCUGCGGCCUUGCUUCUCGCCCCCAAAACCGCGGCUGUAGUGAUUACAUUACAGCCCGAUGCGGCAGAUGCUAAAAAGAGGGGGGGCCGUCACCCAGAACACCAGCAGCAGUCAGGACCAGGGAGAGCAAGAGGAGUCAACCUCAACGCAAAUGAACCAACAGGUGAGUAG
This is a messenger RNA of Spodoptera frugiperda (fall armyworm), 1422 nucleotides long. RefSeq lists its product as uncharacterized. The transcript is spliced from 2 exons. NCBI's taxonomy places the organism in Eukaryota, Metazoa, Arthropoda, Insecta, Lepidoptera, Noctuidae. Bases 1 to 1422 code for a protein of 473 amino acids. The record is from RefSeq and is a predicted model, not a curated record.